CACUUUAAUCUUGAACGAAUUUAUAUGAUUUGGCAAUGCUCGAAAAUCUGAAUCCAUUACUUGAGCACUAGAGGGCGCUAUAGUCUCUCUCGGUCUGAUUGUGGUGGUCACGUGGGUUGAAGUGACAAGGAAGUGUGUACAGCGAAACGCGUGUGCUUUUGUGUUUGUGUAGAAAUGUUAAUUUAUCGAGAUUCUUCAGCGGUCUGACUGCUGUCAUCAUGCUCUGAUGUGGGAUCAGGGAACAUUGCCACCUCCUGUUUACCUGGCUGUUCCCCUGUAUGGUGAAAUAUGGAUGUAAAGGAGGACAUGGAUGCUGAGAGUGACAGCGAGCAUCAGGCGACAGGAGAUGAUGUGAUUGACAUCAGUUUCUGUGGCUCCACCCCUCUGUUGUGGAAGGUGUCAGAUAUAAAGAGGUGCAGAGGUGCAGGUGUGAUCGGGGCUCUUGUUGGCUCUCUGGCCCGUCAGCCUCGGCAGAAUGUGCGACUGGGGAGACCGCUGGAGCUGAUGCAGGAGGAGGCUCUGCUGCUGGAGGAGACGAGCGCUGCUACAGCAUCACUGCACACUCAGGAAUGUGAAGAUGAUGAAGUGCAUUCACAGGCCGUGAGACAGUAUGAAGCAGGACAGGAGAGCAGUUAUAAGGAGCAGUGCGCUCUCGCCCGUGAGGAUAAGAAGACAGUGCUGAGAAGAAUCAUGCAAGAGAAGGACAAUGGUUCCGAUGACUCUGGGAAUGCAGUUAGAGAUCGUCUUACUGCAUUGGACCAAGGAUUUAGUUUUCCACGGUCAGCCAUGGCGGUCCAGCUUUGUACUGCCCGGUCCGGCUUCAGUCAGUGUCCGGAGGAACGCGGUUUCCUGUCCACUGAUUGGCCGAUGCCUAAAGAUGAACGCUUGGAAACCAGAUUUCGUGUAUACAGGGAUCUGAGAAGUAAAGGGUAUUAUCUGACAUCUGCAGGGAAGUUUGGAGGAGAUUUUUUGGUAUAUCCAGGUGACCCUCUGCGCUUUCAUGCUCAUUUCAUUGCGCUGUGUAUGCCCAUUGAUGAACAGAUACCGAUUUGUGAUAUUCUAGCUAUAGCUCGGCUGGGGUCAAAUGUGAAGAAAACAGUGUUGCUUUGCUCUCCUCAGAUGGGAAAGGAUGAGGGAUGUGUGGUGUAUUCAUCACUGCAGUGGAGCUCUAUGGUUUAACUUGACUGAACUUGUUUCAUCCAUUGCCAUUGUUGAGCGGUGGUGUGGUGCUGUACGGGCAGGUGAAAAAAACUCAGCCGUGCCUUUAUGUGGAAUAAAAAACAUUGAGACAACCAAAUUCUCUUUAUGUACAGGAUCAAGUAUGCAAGAGGAAGAUGUCUUAAUACAAUAAAUGUUUUAAGAAUCUGUUAUUUAUAA
This is a messenger RNA of Misgurnus anguillicaudatus (oriental weatherfish), 1377 nucleotides long. The record is from RefSeq and is a predicted model, not a curated record. Lineage: Eukaryota; Metazoa; Chordata; Actinopteri; Cypriniformes; Cobitidae.